This is a messenger RNA of Ceraceosorus guamensis, 900 nucleotides long. RefSeq lists its product as hypothetical. The coding region runs from base 1 to 900 and encodes 299 amino acids. NCBI's taxonomy places the organism in Eukaryota, Fungi, Basidiomycota, Exobasidiomycetes, Ceraceosorales, Ceraceosoraceae. The transcript has a single exon. The record is from RefSeq and is a predicted model, not a curated record.
AUGGCCGACAAUGUCGAGGCAGCAGCAGGAGAUCCCGACAGAGCGCUCCGCAGGAAUAUGUACGCAGCCAUGUGGGCAAACAGUCAACUGAAAGACGAUGUCCUGACCAGAGCUCUUAGCAAACCAAUUCCUGAUCCAAUGAUUCCAAUGUUCAUGCCAUAUGCUGAACGAGCUGCCGAAAGACUCGUCAAGAGCAACCAAUUCGACCGUAUUCUCGAAGUGCUUCUGUGGCAAAGGUACAACUACGCCGACGCCCCGGACGCAAGAGUCUUUGCACUCUUCUACGACCAUCCAGAACACCUGCGAGAGAACUUCAUGGCGGAGCGACAGGAUAGACUUGUGGGCACCGUAAAUGUCCAGCUAUGGACUUACAUUCCCUUUGUCACCGAAGCCAUCCUUUACGACUUGCUUCCUGACUGCUCCACCUUGAAAUGGGCCUCAUGGUUGUUCAAAGUUGGGGGAGUUAUCCCCGGUGUGGGUUUAAAAUGUGCAUUGGUCAUCUUUGGAGUCGUAACGGCUUUUGGUGGUAGCCAGCCACUUGUCUCGGUCAUUGCCGCGGUUUUUCUGCUCUUUACGACAGCGAAGGCAUGGCAAUCUGCCACCCCGCCCGGCGCAGGCUGGAAUUUUGCUGACCGUCGAGUUCACAUCAUCAAUACGCUGCGGGACAUGGACCAUCAAUACUUCCCUGGUAAUCUUAGCCUACGACCUAGCGUACAAGGCAUCAAAGGACUCCUCUUCGAACCACAAUCGAAUCUUCUGCGUCAAGAGUGCAACCCAGAUAUAGAUAGCUCUCCCUGGGAACGUCGCACACGUCUCGGCUUGAUGUUUUUGGUUGGCUUGUAUCAGGGCUGCGACGGGCUGCUCGAGUGGAUUUCUGGAUGGCUCCCGGCGCCCCCAUGA